Messenger RNA from Apis dorsata (giant honeybee), 4449 nucleotides. It is a transcript of the gene alpha-Spec, whose product is annotated as spectrin alpha chain. The coding region runs from base 225 to 4232 and encodes 1335 amino acids. The record is from RefSeq and is a predicted model, not a curated record. Gene Ontology annotation, molecular function: actin filament binding. Gene Ontology annotation, cellular component: cell junction; plasma membrane; cell projection. Gene Ontology annotation, biological process: actin cytoskeleton organization. The transcript has 4 exons. NCBI's taxonomy places the organism in Eukaryota, Metazoa, Arthropoda, Insecta, Hymenoptera, Apidae.
GUAUUAUUGGUCGACCAAUCAGUGACGUAGUUUUAAGAGAAAGUAUUUCAGUGCUUGUUAUAUACGUAGAUGAUUCCACAGUUAGUAUCGAACCUCGAGAAACGACAGUUGUCAAAGCAACGUCAGAUUUUGGAGAAUUGUGUAAGUCAAUCUUACCACACCCUGUGGCCAUUUUGAACAGUAGAGAGUUGUCUACAAACGUCGAACAAUAAGCAUUCUUCAAAAUGGAUCAGAUUACACCAAAGGAAGUAAAAAUCUUAGAAAAUCCGGAAGAUAUUCAAGAAAGAAGAGAGCAAGUUCUCAGUCGAUAUGCAAAUUUUAAAGCAGAAGCUAAAAACAAGAGAGAUAAACUUGAAGACUCCCGUCGCUUUCAAUAUUUUAAGCGAGAUGCGGAUGAACUUGAAGGAUGGAUUUUCGAAAAACUGCAAGCUGCUUCAGAUGAAAGUUAUAAAGAUCCCACAAAUCUCCAAGCAAAAAUACAAAAGCAUCAAGCUUUUGAAGCAGAAGUUGCAGCUCAUUCUAAUGCUAUAGUAUCAUUAGAUAAUACUGGAUCAGAAAUGAUAGCUCAACAUCAUUUUGCAAGUGAUGUCAUUCGUAAGAGAUUAGCGGAUCUUCAUCAAUUAUGGGAAUUACUACUCUCUAGAUUAGCAGACAAGGGCCUUAAGUUACAACAAGCUCUAGUACUUGUACAAUUUAUGCGACAUUGUGACGAAGUGAUGUUUUGGAUUCAUGAUAAAGAAGCAUUUGUGACAACUGAUGAAUUUGGACAUGAUUUAGAACAUGUUGAAGUCCUCCAAAGAAAAUUUGACGAAUUUCAAAAAGAUAUGGCUAGCCAGGAAUAUAGAGUAACAGAAGUAAAUGAAUUGGCAGAUAAACUUCUUCUAGAUGGACAUCCUGAACGCGACACUAUUUUACGUAGAAAAGAAGAACUCAAUGAAUCUUGGCAAAGAUUAAAACAACUUGCUGUUUUGAGACAAGAAAAACUUUUUGGUGCACAUGAAAUUCAAAGAUUCAAUCGAGAUGCUGAUGAAACAAUGGCUUGGAUUGCAGAGAAGGAUGUUGUCUUAUCUUCAGAUGAUUUUGGUCGUGAUCUUGCAAGUGUACAAACUUUACAAAGGAAGCAUGAGGGCAUAGAACGUGAUUUGGCAGCUUUAGAAGAUAAAGUUUAUACAUUAGGCGCGGAAGCAGAUCGUCUCGCAGCUAUUCAUCAAGCAGAUCAUUCUAAACAAAUUCAAGCUAAACGCGCAGAGAUACUACAAUCAUGGGAAAGUCUAACAGCAAAAGCAAAAGAACGACGUUUGAAGCUUGAUGAAUCUUAUUACUUGCAUAGAUUUUUAGCUGAUUACAGAGAUUUAGUUUCUUGGAUGAACGAUAUGCGCGCGAUUAUUUCAGCAGAUGAAUUAGCUAAAGAUGUAGCUGGUGCAGAAGCUCUUGUUGAAAGACAUCAAGAGCAUAAAGGAGAAAUUGAUGCUAGAGCCGAUAGCUUCGAUGCGACUACACUGGCUGGUAACAAGUUAUUAGAAAAAAAGCAUUACGCCGCGGAGGAAGUAACUAGAAAAUUAAAUUCUCUCGCAGAAGAUAAACAAUCUCUUUUAAGUCUCUGGGAAAAGAGAAAAAUUUUAUAUGAACAAUGCAUGGACUUACAAUUAUUUUAUCGAGAUACAGAACAAGCGGAUGCAUGGAUGGCGAAACAAGAAGCAUUUCUAGCAAACGAAGAUUUGGGAGAUUCGCUCGAUAGCGUAGAAGCUCUUAUUAAAAAGCAUGAAGAUUUUGACAAAUCUUUAGCUGCUCAGGAGGAAAAAAUAAAAAUAUUGGAUGAAUUUGCUGGUAAAUUAAUAGAAGGAGAGCAUUAUGCAGCGGAUGAUGUAGCGCAAAGACGUCAACUUUUAUUAGAGAGACGUGCCAUUCUUCUUGAAAAAUCGGCUCAAAGAAGACGUCGCCUAGAGGAUGCAUACAAAUUACAGCAAUUUGAACGCGAUUGUGAUGAAACAAAGGGUUGGGUCAAUGAAAAACUCAAAUUUGCCACUGAUGAUAGCUAUUUAGAUCCUACUAAUUUAAAUGGAAAAGUACAGAAACAUCAAAACUUUGAACAAGAAUUAAAUGCCAACAGAACUCGUAUGGAAGAAAUGGUAGCUACUGGACAAGAAUUAAUCGAAAGUGAUCACUAUGCCAGCGAUAGAAUUCGUACUCGUACCGAUGAAAUCAUGUCUCUAUGGGAAAGUUUAACUCAUGCUACCGAAAAGAAAGGAGCCAAACUGCAAGAAGCCUCUCAACAGCAACAAUUUAAUCGUACUGUCGAGGAUAUCGAAUUAUGGCUCUCAGAGGUAGAAGGACAAUUGAUGUCUGAAGAUUAUGGUAAAGAUUUAACCAGUGUGCAAAAUCUCCAAAAAAAACAUGCUCUUUUGGAAGCUGAUGUCGCAUCUCAUUCUGACAGAAUCGAAAGCAUUGCCCAAGCUGCAGAUCAAUUUGUUAAAUCUGGUCAUUUUGAUGCAGAUAAUAUCAAAGCUAAACAGGAACAACUACAAGCUCGAUAUGCAGCUCUUCAGCAGCCUAUGAGUAUUCGUAAACAACGACUUCUUGAUUCAUUGCAAGUGCAACAAUUAUUUAGAGAUAUAGAAGACGAAGAAGCCUGGAUUCGUGAGAAAGAACCAGUUGCAGCAUCUACCAAUCGUGGUCGUGAUCUCAUUGGUGUACAGAAUCUACAGAAAAAACAUCAGGCUGUUCUAGCAGAGAUAAAUAAUCAUGAGCCACGCGUGGCUGCUGUUUGUCAAGCAGGUGCAUCAAUGUUGCAAGAAAGUCAUUUCGCCGCCGAAGAAAUUAGCCAACGUUUAGCUGCACUGGACGAACAUUGGGGACAAUUAAAAGAGAAAGCUAGACAACGUAAAAAUGACUUAGACGAUUCUCUGCAAGCACAUCAGUACUUUGCUGAUGCUAACGAAGCUGAAUCUUGGAUGAAGGAGAAACGACCUAUAGUCAUGAAUGCUGACUAUGGAAAAGAUGAAGAUAGUUCUGAGGCUCUCUUAAAAAAACAUGAAGCAUUAGUCAGUGAUCUGGAAGCAUUUGCAAGUACUAUAGCCGCGCUUAGAGAUCAAGCUGCCUCUUGCCGUCAACAAGAAACUCCUACUGUUGACAUUACUGGUAAAGAAUGUGUGGUGGCACUCUAUGAUUACACAGAAAAAUCACCAAGAGAAGUUUCCAUGAAGAAGGGUGAUACUUUGACUCUGUUGAAUUCCAAUAACAAAGAUUGGUGGAAGGUCGAAGUAAAUGAUCGUCAAGGUUUUGUUCCAGCCGCUUAUGUAAAAAGAGUUGAACCUGAAGCAGGAUUGAGCGCUUCUCAGCAAAAUUUAGCAAGAGAGCAAAGUUCUAUUGCAGCCAGACAAGCUCAGAUCGAAGCUCAAUAUGAUGAUCUUCUGAGACUUGCCCGUGAAAGGCAAAACAAGCUUAAUGAAACAGCCAAAGCUUAUGUACUCGUCAGAGAAGCUGCAGAAUUGGCUACUUGGAUCAAGGAUAAAGAGAAUCAUGCUCAAGUUCAAGAUGUUGGUGAGGAUUUGGAACAGGUAGAAGUGAUGCAAAAGAAAUUCGAUGAUUUCCAAGCUGAUCUUAAAGCCAAUGAAGUUCGUCUUGCUGAGAUGAAUGAGAUUGCCGUACAAUUAAUGAGUCUUGGACAAACGGAAGCAGCUUUAAAAAUUCAAACGCAAAUACAGGAUCUCAAUGAAAAAUGGACUAGUUUGCAAACCCUUACUGCAGAGCGUGCUAAUCAACUCGGCUCUGCUCAUGAAGUUCAACGAUUCCAUCGUGAUGUUGAUGAGACCAAGGACUGGAUUCGCGAAAAAGACGCUGCGUUGAAUAACGAUGAUCUUGGAAAGGAUCUGCGCAGUGUACAAGCUUUACAGCGCAAACAUGAAGGAUUAGAAAGAGAUCUAGCUGCUUUGGGAGAUAAAAUAAAACAACUAGAUGAAACAGCUAAUCGCUUGAUGCAAUCUCAUCCUGAAACUGCUGAACAGACUUAUGCUAAACAAAAAGAAAUCAACGAAGAGUGGACUCAACUAACGGCAAAAGCUAAUAGCAGAAAGGAAAAGUUAUUGGAUUCUUAUGAUCUACAACGUUUUCUCAGCGAUUACAGAGAUUUGAUGGCUUGGAUAAAUUCAAUGAUGGGUUUAGUCGCUUCAGAGGAGUUGGCUUCGGAUGUAACCGGUGCAGAAGCUCUCCUCGAACGACAUCAGGUAAGUUGAUUUAUCAAAAGAUAGCUGGUAUUGAAAUGAUCAAAUGAUCACACAGUCGUUCACGAGUCAUUCAUGAAUUAUAGAAUCACAGAGCAGAGAUAGACGCACGAUACGGCAUACUUCCAGAGGUACUGAAGUGUUGAAAAGAGCAUGGAACAAAACUGUGCGACUUUGCCUCUGAAUACAUUUUUCUAUAUUUUUUAUAAUUAAUCACAUUUGGUAUAUU